This is a messenger RNA of Selaginella moellendorffii, 1578 nucleotides long. Its product is annotated as probable glycosyltransferase At3g07620. The transcript has 2 exons. Lineage: Eukaryota; Viridiplantae; Streptophyta; Lycopodiopsida; Selaginellales; Selaginellaceae. The record is from RefSeq and is a predicted model, not a curated record. Bases 130 to 1428 code for a protein of 432 amino acids. Gene Ontology annotation, molecular function: glycosyltransferase activity.
UCAAGGAUCAAGCACGAUCGCUAUGCCCCCUAGAAGCCGCGAUGCCAUUGACGAGGCUGGAUCGCGAUCGAUCUCCCGGCUGGAUGGAGCGGCAUUGCAACAGACCCACAGAGAGAAAAUGCAUAGCAAAUGCUGGAGCUUUCUCCGUGGUCUAGGGUUCUUGGGUUCCAUUCCGAGGUAAGCGACCAUUCCCAAGCUCCAAUGUGGAAGUGGAAGCAACUGGGCAUCGUGCUCCUCGUUACGGCCAUGGCACUGGUGGCCGUAAAUCACGGCUUAAACACUCGACUCCAGCAACAGGGGUGCUUUGGAGAGAUUUUCAGCCGUGAUGGACAGCGACACUUCUCUUCUAGAACUUCCCGACCGCAGCGUCAAGAUCAUAGCUCCAAAGUCUAUCACAACUGGGAGCUCUUCUCCCUGGACUACGAAGAGAUGGUGAAGAGCUUCAAGGUGUAUGUGUAUCCAUUCGGCAAUUCAGAUUACUCCCAGGUUUUUCUCCCUCAUCCGGACCCGUAUGAUCGCAAGCUCGGGAACUUCUUCAGCGAGCAUAUGUUCAAGAUCAACUUGCUCAACAGCACUUUCGCGACGCGGGAUCCUGGCGAGGCACACUUGUUCUUCAUGCCGUUUUCGAUCAACGCAAUGAGAAACCAUCCCCGGAUUCGCUCCGAGGCCAUGAUCUCGAGCUUCGUGGAGAGUUACGUCGAGGAGAUCAGCCAGAGGUACAAGUUUUGGAACCGAACCGAAGGUGUGGAUCACUUUUACGUGGGGUGUCACUCGGUUGGCCGGAACGCAGCGUCCAACUCCCGGGCUUUGCAGCAAAAUGCCAUCCAAGUCACUUGCUCGGCGAACUAUUACCAGAAGCUCUACGUUCCUCACAAAGACGUCGCUCUUCCUCAAGUCUGGCCUCGACCACUUGACACUUUCAUCGUUCCACCUGAAAAAAGGACGAAGCUGGCUUUCUUCUCCGGACGAGCUCAAAACUCCCACUUGAGAGAGACGCUUCUAAAGCUCUGGUCCAACGAUUCCGACAUGGACAUCUUUGCGGGAACCAUGCAAGGCUCGUACGAGGACGCGUUAUCGCGGAGCAAGUUUUGUCUGCACGUCAAAGGCUACGAGGUGAACACCGCCAGGAUCUCCGACGCUCUCCAUUUCGGCUGCGUCCCCGUUAUCAUUUCCAACCAGUACGAUCUGCCGCUGUCCAACGUUCUCAAUUGGAGGAGCUUCUCGAUCGUCCUGAGCUACACGCAGAUCCCAGCUUUGAAGGCGAAGCUCCAGAGCGUCACGCAUGACGAGUAUGCGCGGCUUUGGUCGAAUGGCCGACGAGUUAAGAGACACUUUGGCUGGCAUCACUCUCCACGGGAAUACGACUCGUUCCAGAUGACCAUGUACGAGCUUUGGUCGAAGCGCCACUUUGUCCGGGCCCCGCUUUAGAGCUCUUCGGAUGGUGGAAGCGAAAAUGAAGAAAGAGAAGGCGUUAAGGAGGACAACUUCUCAGGCAAUGGUGCAAAUGACCAGGAGAAGAGAAAACACCAGCACCAGCCCGCUGUGCAUGAGCCAACAAAAGUUCCUGGGCUGGGUUUA